Messenger RNA from Lemur catta (Ring-tailed lemur), 3465 nucleotides. RefSeq names its product syntaxin-binding protein 6. NCBI's taxonomy places the organism in Eukaryota, Metazoa, Chordata, Mammalia, Primates, Lemuridae. Bases 112 to 504 code for a protein of 130 amino acids. The record is from RefSeq and is a predicted model, not a curated record. The transcript has 5 exons.
AAAGCCUGGGAUUGUGCCACACCCGUGACAAACAAGAAACCCACACAGGCGUCCAUCACGAAGGUCAAACAGUUUGAAGGCUCCACAUCUUUUGUUCGGAGAUCACAGUGGAUGCUCGAGCAGCUUCGCCAGGUUAAUGGUAUUGAUCCUAAUCGGGAUUCUGCAGAGUUUGAUCUGUUGUUUGAAAAUGCUUUUGACCAGUGGGUAGCCAGCACAGCCUCAGAAAAAUCCACCUUCUUCCAGAUCCUCCACCACACCUGCCAGAGGUAUCUCACGGACAGGAAGCCAGAGUUUAUUAACUGCCAAUCCAAAAUUAUGGGAGGAAACAGCAUCCUCCAUUCAGCUGCCGAUAGCGUGACCAGCGCCGUGCAGAAGGCGAGCCAGGCCUUGAACGAGCGCGGGGAGCGGUUGGGCCGGGCGGAGGAGAAGACAGAAGACCUGAAGAACAGCGCCCAGCAGUUUGCAGAAACUGCGCACAAGCUUGCCAUGAAGCACAAAUGUUGAGAGACUGCCUAUCCUGGUGACCCUCUUAAGAGAGAUGGAAGAGUUUAUUCAGCAGUUUUUACAAGAAUUCCGGACCUCUGCUUGCUUCUUUUUUUCCAAUAUUUGGACAUUUAGAGUUUUUUUGUUUUUCCUUUUCAAAUGUUACUAUGAAAGAAAAGGUGUUAUGUUUAUACAUUUCCCUAAUGAUCUUGCUAAGAAAUGCUACAAUAGCAUCAGCUUCAUUUUGGUUUUGGUUUUAUUCCCUGUGCGUGUGUAUGUGUGUUUGAAUGUGUUUUUCUUUUCAAAAAUAUUUUUUUGUAGUUUGAAUAUGAAAUUGGGACCAAAUGACAAACGGAGCUAGGUCAAAGUUGGCAACAUGUAAUUUUUUUCCCCCUGAUACUAAGCAGGAAGACAUCAGAUGUUAUUGUUCUUGGAUGAAAAUAGAAGUCAAGCAGUGAUUGGUUUCACUCAUUCUUCUAGCUACUCCUAAUUUGAAGGUUAAAAUUCUAUAUUAUGGAAAACAAUUGGAUAUAUCAUGGAAAUAGCAAUCUUAGAUUUUGCCCUUUACAUAGUAAUGUUUUUGCAUGAACCAUCACCAGCAUUCAAAAACACAAAUUAGAAUCACAGAUAGAAAUCUGCUUUCUGAGCUACAGUUUAAAUACUUGUGCUGUUGCUUCCAGGCUGAUUAUUUGGAAUUAUCAUAUGAAGGAUAAAAAUUUGAGAGUAAAGACCUAAGGAAAAGCCUAUUUAAAACCCUCUGUGUAUUCACGGAUGUUUGUCUCUUUUGUCAUUGCCCCAAUUGUGGUAGCUGCUAUUGAAAGGCUGUAUUUUGAUCAAAAAUUGAUUUGUCCGGGUAAAGGUCUGUGUCAAUGAUAAUGUAAAAACAUACUACAUUGAAAAUCUUUUUUCUUGUCUUACAAAGUCUUGCCUAUUUUAGAGACAACCUCACAAUGUCCUUGGGAAAGGGCCUUCAAUUUUUUGGUAUCUGAGUUUUUGGAGGUUUUGAUGUUGUUAUUGCUGUUUAUUUAUUUAAUGUAAUUUAACAUGUGGGUUUUUGACAAAUUGCAUUUCAUGGCAAUUGCAACUUGCGGAGUAUGACAUAAAACACCACAGUCAUGACGCCUUUGCAUUGCAGGCAGAUUAAAUAAAAUUGGUCACAUUCCUCCUGAUUUUCUGUUAAAAUAAUGCAGGGUUGAGAGUCUAGAAGUUUUGUUUCCUAGAGUGUUAAAAUGCUAAACUUAAAAAAGCUGUCCUUUUUCUUAAUGAAAAAGGAGGCAGGCUGCACAACCCAGGCACGGUGUGAGCCUCCCACAGUGGUGCAUUUAUUUUUAAGCUGCCUGAAUGGUCAGGACCCCUUCUGUUCCUUCCUAUCCAUUGAGCCCGUACAGUCUAUGUGUACUAUAGCCUCUUACAUGGCAGCGUAAGAUGACUCUUGGAUUAUUAGUACUCAUUUAAAUAGCUUAAAUUCUCCUGAUAAAGCAUUCCCAAGGACACAGAAAGUCUAUUGGGGGAAAAAAUAUUGCAAGCAGUGCAUGUCAAAGGGAGAUGGGACUUGCUGGAGACAAAUUGCUGAAUCCUCUUAGAGAGGAUGAUCCAAUUCAAGAAAGCUCUGUAAAAUUUAUACAAGUUUAAUAUUUUGUACCUUUAGUGUCUUAAAAGUUUAAAGAAGUAAGGAACAUGCCAUUUGGUGAGUACCAUCAGAAGACUAUAUAAUUGCUAAGAAAAGCCCCAAAUAGCACUUCAAACAGAUUUUGUUUGCAGACCUCCGUUCAGAAAACAUACACAUAUACACACAGAGAGAGAGAGAGAGAGAGAGAGAGAGAAAUAUUCAUCUCCCCAAAUUGGAUUCUGGUUUCAGAAAUAGUUGGUAUAAAUAAUUGAAAGGGUAAAUCUAAAACCCCUUGACAAUCAGCCAAAGUCAAGAAUAAAAUUGGUUGCCAACUAUCUAACAACAGUGUUUGAGAAGCUGCUUCUGAAGUAGCAGAAGGUGAGGUCAUAAGCAUACUGUGAAAUCCGAGAUCCUUCCUCCCUGGUAGAAUCGUGAUAGUUACUCUUACCAUAUAUGUAAAUAUUCCACAUCUUGCCCUCAUUCUCUCUCCGUUUAUCCCUUUAGAUCUAACUCUUGCUGGAAAUAGCCUGGAUUAGAAGAAUGACUCAUGCCCUUGUCCUCCCUGUGUCCAAGUCCUGCCUAGGCCUCCACCAGCAGAGAGGCUGUAACAGCAGUCCCUGCCCCUCCUCCACCCCCAGCCUCUUCCAGAGGAGCCCUGGGAUAACACAUGUGAAGUUCUUUGCUGUGUUUUUGUAGAAGGUGCUGCAGUCCAAAUAUUAUUACAAUCUAACCUAGAGAAAAUUGCUAAAAUAACUCACAUCAUUUAGGACCAAUUUGAGCUUGCUAGAAGACAAUUUCAGUUUGUUUUAUUUCUGCACUUCACUAUGAAUUUGAGGGAUACUAUAUUUCUGUGAAGGACUUCUCAAAUUAUAUUGAUAACACACAAAAGAAACUUUCCAGUGUUACCACUUCUUCCUGGAACGUAGCUGUAGUAUUCCUCACUAGUAUUAUUAGAUAUCUGUGUACAGGAAGUAUGCAGUUAUUCAGGUUAAUGUUUCAUAUUAAAGAAUGUAUUUGUAAAAUGUAACAACAUCAGUAGUUAACUUUUUUUAAGCUCUUAAAAAGUUAAGAUUAUGUGUUAGACUUAAAAUUACAGUGAAAUCUGUUUUAAUACUACUUUUGUGGCUAGCAAAGGUUGUGUAUUUAUAUAAAAAUAUUUACAGGAUGCCCUAAAUAAAGAAUAUUAAAGAUAGGUUUUGCUCUUCAUUUUCAGAAUUGUAACAUUGCUGAUGUCUGUUAUACAGCUAUUCUCCAGAAGUUCUGUAAGAUGUCAGAUAUAAUUUUUGUUUAAUUUAGAGACAAGUAACACCUGCUCUAUUGACUCACUAUUACAGCAAACCCUAAUUUUGUCAUUAAAUGUUUUAACUCUGUGA